Molecule: messenger RNA, 672 nt
Organism: Cannabis sativa
Lineage: Eukaryota; Viridiplantae; Streptophyta; Magnoliopsida; Rosales; Cannabaceae
Exons: 1
Coding region: 1-672 (223 amino acids)
Molecular function (GO): nucleic acid binding; RNA-DNA hybrid ribonuclease activity
Source: RefSeq, a predicted model, not a curated record
AUGUGGGUUAUUUGGACUGACCGAAACAAAAUUAAUCAUGGUGAAUCAAGGCAUGAUGGUUUGGUUUUAGCUAAUUAUGCUACAAACUACAUGAGAAAUUAUCAAAAGACAAAAAACCAUCCCACUGCUGUUAGUGAACCGACCGUUCCAGCACCAACUACAACUCUACCAACUGAAGGAAUUCCUUGGAAACUACGUAAUAUGUUUGGAUUGAAGUUUAAUGUCGAUGCUGCGGUUAAUCCUAUUUCUAAGGUUUUGGGAGUUGGUGCAAUCGUCAAGAACCAUAAGGGUGAAGUCAUUGUGGCUAUGUCGAAACCUGUCCAAGGUUGCUUCAUAUCAGAUGAAAUAGAGGCAAAAACUCUCUUCCAUGCACUUAAUUGGAUAUCUCAACUGGCAUUGCCGGUUACUCUUGUGGAAGCUGAUGCUCUUCGUGUCUCCAAUUUUUUAAAUCAUGAAAUUUGGGAUUUAUCUUGUUUUUCAAAUUUAAUCUUUGAUGUUCAUUGUCUUCUAUCCUCUUUCCCUAGUAUUGUUAUCUCUCAUGUUAAGAGAUCUGCUAACCAAACUGCUCAUGGGUUAGCCAAACAUGCUUUGGGGUUGGAUGUUGACACUUGUUGGAUGGGAGAAAUUCCUUAUCCUAUUUUCUCUGUUGUUGUAAAAGAUUGUGGUUUAUAA